GUGUGAUUAGAAAUAUCCCACAAGGAUACUGGACAAGUGCUUCGAGAUCGUGCUAUCAGAUCCAGCGAUGUCCACCAACAGCAGUCCAGGGCCGAGGCGACACCGAUCUUUCAAAGACAGGCUGCGAGAGAUACCGUUCGCGUUCACCGGCCAAGGCAAGAGUCGUAGCGUCGACCAAGCAACACUCAGUCCAGCCUUCACGUUCGAGAGCCUUCGUCGCAGCGGAUCUUCCCACUCGAGCAACGCUGAUUCUGUUGAAGGAAGCAAGGAGAAUGUGGCUCCCCUGGACAAGAGCUCAAGUCAAGCAUCCCUCACCCAUGAGCCUGCGUCAUCCAUACCCGCAGCUAUGAAAAAAUUGGCGCCUGCUCCCAUAACCACCACUACAUAUACUGUUGAGGGCAGUGACACGCUGAUGAGCAUUGCUGCUCGUUUCGACACAACGCCUUCUGAGUUGACAAAACUCAACAGGCUUUCAAGCCGCUACCUCUUCCCUGGCCAGUCACUGCUCGUGCCACUGAGAUCAGGACAAACUGCCUCGGCACAGGAUAGCUCCUCACCACAGACUACUGCACUCAGUUCAGCAGGGAGCGGUGGGACUCCCCGUACUCCGGCCAACAGCUUGGACUUGGACCGAGCCCUCGACAAGGAGUGUCUUGAGCGCUUCCUCAAGCUCAGGGUCCGCCAUGUCACUGAUGGCCAAGGCAUCGUGGGGGGCGUGGUGCUGGUCACGCCCAACGCGAUCAUGUUCGACCCUGACGUGAGCGACCCGCUGGUGCUGGAGCGCGGGGGCGCCGACACCUACGGCUUCAUUGCCCCCAUGGAGUGCCUCGCUAACGCUGCCAUCUACAACGACAUCGCCACCAUGAGGGUUAAGGACACUAAGCUGCCCAGGCCUGAGCUGCCCAAGCCCGAAAUUUACUACAGCCCUUCAAUGAAGAAAUCCAUGAUCACAAAUGAUGCUGCUGCAGCACCAACAUCUCCGAAGGUGUAUGGAGAAGGCACGACAGAGGCUGACGGAGACUCACCGGUGCUCCUGACGAAGGACGCCACAUUCCCUGAGUUGAGCGUAGCGAGCGAGGGCACGAAGGCGACGAGCUCGACGGGCUCACAGGACGACGACUCGAGCUGCUCGUGUGGUGGUGACACACGGGACUCGUCUGCCUUCCCUAAGGCGUUCGAGCAAGAGCUACUCACCCCUGACACGUACCCACACUCACCCCUGCCUUCCAACGAUGACAUCCCAGACGCUCCCAUGACACCCGCAGCCAAGACCGCCGGUGACAAUCAAGAGUUACUACCGACUGCGCUAUCACUUCAGGAUGUUGUCCAUCAAGAUUCCUUGACCUCCAGUAUCCACUUGCAGCCGCUCAUGACCAUCGAUGAGGACACAACAACUGCCACCACGAUGGCCACGGCCACUGAAACAUGUACGUCUGGCGGCAGAACUACCAGCAGGAACGUGUCCUACGACAGCGCUGUGUCCAUCUCCAGCGAGGUGGACGUGGUGGGCUGCAGCGGCUCAGUGGACAGCUCGUACGAGCUUGUGGACUUGAGAGAGGCGGCGGCCGCCCCGGCCACGCCGCCCCUCGUCCCCACCGCUGAGGACGGGCUCGCGCCCUCACAGGCCUCUCGCAAGCAGAAGGUGCUCAAGCGGCUCAGCAACCCGCUGUCUUGGAUGGACGGUCUGGGUGGGGACGUUGGUGGGGGGACCACCGUGGGCCCCUCGGGGGGAAGUAGCUCAUCUUCUAUCUCGGGGGCGCCUCUCCACCCUGCCACCGACACCCACCAGCAGCAGCAGCAGCAGGGUGGUGGUGUUCUCUCGUCUGUGUUCAACAUGACAUCCAACGUCACAUCGAACGUCUCUAAUAUGCUUACCAGCUCACCCAAGUACCUGGCAGACCUCGGGUCUGGUCUGUUCGCGCGGUCUCCAUCAGACCCCUCCAGCCACUCGGGGGAUUUUACAGACUUUUUCACCUCCCAUUCCCCUCCUAACCCCCCGAAUCCUUCCCCCGCGACCAUGUCCCCACAACCCCCCUCCCCAUUCCGACAAACACAUCUCAUUCUCGGCGGACGACCCUCACUGGACCUGGCGCGUCGCUCGUCCCCUCACAGCUCCCAGGAGACGCUGCCCUCGUCAGCGCCUCCUGCGGGGGGCGCCCUCACCUCGGCGGGCACACACAAGCGCGCGCAGUUCAAGGACGGCACCAACGUCGGCUUCAGGAGCCUCGUGCCUGUUGAUGACGUCACCAACCUCUUCUCCAGUGUUGAUACGGCUGACCUUAGCCGACUGCUGGACCUGUGGGGCGGUGGGAUCUACGGGGAAGUGGACGAGCAGAAGAUCGCUGAGCGCGGCCUUACCCUCAUAUUAGAGGACACAGACCUGGCGGUACUCGAGGGCAAGAGUCCUUCCGGCAGCAGCGGUGCAGAGGGCGACGCAAGCGACAGCGGGGCGCAGCUCAAGGAUAUCACUAAAGAAAGCUGGGAGAAGAUCAAGGCGCCGUACUCGAAGUUCUACUCGAUGGUCAGGAGCCAAAUGACCAUCUCGAGUGAAGGAGAGUCGGUCGAGGAUAAUAAGGAGAGCAUUGUGGUCGGCGGCGGCGAUCACUUCGGGAUCUGGCUGGACGGAGAUCUGUACCGCGGUCGAACUCAGCCCUGCAACACCUACGAUAGUCCCGUGCUCGGGCCCUCUGAAGACUUCGUCAUCAAGACUCUCGAGUGCUGGGCUUUCGUCUAAGCAGUUUUUAUUUUCGUCUAAGCAUUUUUUUUCGUCUAAACAGAUUUUUUUCGU
Molecule: messenger RNA, 2788 nt
Organism: Hyalella azteca
Lineage: Eukaryota; Metazoa; Arthropoda; Malacostraca; Amphipoda; Hyalellidae
Product: mucin-5AC
Exons: 16
Coding region: 68-2734 (888 amino acids)
Biological process (GO): response to oxidative stress
Cellular component (GO): nucleus
Source: RefSeq, a predicted model, not a curated record